CAAAGCCGACGGACUUUUUGCUUUUCCUCUCUGUGACGAGAUUUUCUUUGGAUUACAGCAGAUGACAGUGACGAAACCGGUACAACCAACCCCAACAAACCUGCGCUCCGAAGGUGUCCAAGAAUUUCUCACCACCAGCCGGUGCGAAUAUGUGUGGAGACCUCCCACUGAGCGGAUUACAAUCCACCGAAAGGGCAUGCCAACCAGUCAGCUGUCAUCAGCGAAGCUGGACCGACGGCGUCAACCAUUCAUUGGCGAGACGCAGUUCAAAGCGGAUUUCCCACCAGAACCGGCCUGGAAUGGCGUGCGUCCUUCGACGGCAUGUGCCCCACGACAAGUACUCCCUCCUCCUUCCGAGCUUUGUUUGAGUGAAGAUGACGUACGCUAUUUAGAUACGGAGCACCGUGAGCAGUUUUCUCAACGGGACCCGCCGAAGGACCCGAGGCCAAAAUCCAGCAGAAGGGAAAUUCCACCUUACUCCCCACCAACAGUCAAAUUUGCAAGCACCACGGUAACGAAGUCUGAUUUCCGACCCUAUCCACUCAGCGUGAUCCGGGCAUUUAAUAACCAUAUGGACCCCAAGGAUGAAGAUCGUGGUGCUAUUAACAUUGGCGAUUGUACACUAUCUACAGAAGAAGCCACUAUGCUGAAAGAGUACUUAAGGAUGCUAAACAGCUCCUGAGGCGGAUAGGCAGUUAGCUGAGACAUUAUGCAAUUUCCUGAUCCACUGGUAAAUUGCCUGUGUGUUGGCGACGUCGGUGUACCCCUCCCACAAAUGCACAUGGAAUA
This is a messenger RNA of Dicrocoelium dendriticum, 789 nucleotides long. NCBI's taxonomy places the organism in Eukaryota, Metazoa, Platyhelminthes, Trematoda, Plagiorchiida, Dicrocoeliidae. The record is from the annotation of a GenBank genome assembly.